GCUGUAAUGGCUGCUCCCAGCCGUCUCGCAGCUACGCUAUUUCGGGUGGUGUCAGGGGUCGGGCAGUUGGGCCCCAGUGCCGCGAGGGAGCGGGGGCUCCGGCUUUCCUCGCUCUUUGACUGUCAGCGGAGGUGCGUGUCCUGUUUCGCGGGCGCCGCCUUCUCUGGUCCCCGCCUGUCCUCUGCCUCUCGCCGUUAUGGCCAGAGCUCAGCCUUGGACCGCUUCCUUGGACUCUCUCAGCCGGACAGUUCGUUGACUUCUCACCCUCCCGGCGUGUCUAUGCACAGAGAUGAGCAGGAUCUCCUAUUGGUCCAUCAUCCCAACAUGCCUGAGAACCCCCGGGUCCUACGAGUCGUCAUCCUGGGUGCCCCGAAUGCAGGGAAGUCAACACUCUCCAACCAGCUGCUGGGUCGGAAAGUGUUCCCUGUCUCCAAGAAGGUGCACACCACUCGCUGCCAAGCUCUGGGGGUCAUCACGGAGAAAGAGGCCCAGGUGAUUCUACUUGACACCCCUGGCCUCAUCAGCCCUGUUAAACAGAAAAGGCACCAUCUGGAACUUUCUUUGUUGGAAGAUCCAUGGAAGAGCAUGGAAUCUGCUGAUCUGGUUGUGGUCCUUGUGGAUGUCUCAGACAAGUGGACUCGGAACCAGCUCAGCCCUCAGGUGCUCCAGUGCCUGACUCAGUUCUCGCAAGUCCCUAGCAUCCUUGUCAUGAACAAGGUAGAUUGCCUGAAGCAGAAGUCUGUUCUUUUGGAGCUCACAGCAGCCCUUACUGAAGGUGUGGUCAAUGGCAAGAAGCUCAAGAUGAGGCAGGCCCUUCGCUCACAGCCUGGCACUCCGUGCCCCAGCCCAGCAGCUGAGGGCCCAAAAACACAGUCUGUGGGAGGCCCUCAGAGGAUCGGCUGGCCCCACUUCCAGGAGAUCUUCAUGUUGUCAGCCCUAAGCCAAGAGGAUGUGAAAACACUAAAGCAAUACCUCCUGGCACAGGCCCGGCCAGGACCCUGGGAAUUCCACAGUGGAGUCCUCACUAGCCAGAUGCCUGAGGAGAUCUGUGCCAACAUCAUCCGAGAGAAGCUCCUAGAGCACCUGCCCCAGGAGAUUCCCUACAGUGUGCAGCAGAGGACAGUGAUGUGGGAGGAAGGGCCAAGCGGGGAGCUGGUGAUUGAACAGAAGCUUCUGGUGCUCAAAGAAUCUCAUGUGAGGAUCCUGAUUGGUCCAAAGGGGCGCUUGAUCUCCCAGAUUGCACAGGAGGUGGGCCGAGAUCUCAUGGACAUCUUCCUCUGCGAUGUUCAGCUGCGGCUCUCUGUGAAGCUUCUCACAUGACCGCUCUCAGCUGCCUUUCCCACGGCAUCCCAGCCCUAGCUGCUGGCAGGAGCCAGUGACCAGGAUGGCCCCUGCCUGGGAUGGGGACUGGUGAGAGGCAUGGGCACUGCCUGAUGGACUAACAGGCUGGCAUGGCCUUAAUGAGUCUGCCUAGGCCCUGCAUGACCACAUCUGUUGGAGGAAGAAACUUAGCUCAGUUACGGGGUCGUGCCUCUGCCUAGGAUUCCAGCUGCUUAGGUCUAGAAAUUGGCUCUUCAGUAGGAACAACACCACUCUGCAUCUGGCUGGCAUCGAACCCAGAGUUGGCCAGUUGGCUCCCUGAGUUGCCAGUUUUAGCAGAGAGGGCUUUUUCCUAUCGCCUCAGUUCCUCUACCUUAAAACCACGCUUAAGGACUUGUGGGUCCUAAGGGAGAUAGUGCCACUUGCCCCAUCCCUCUUCCCAGGCUCAAAUGCUAAUAAAAUUAAAAGACAAGCA
Neogale vison (American mink) is the source of this 1795-nucleotide messenger RNA. RefSeq names its product Era like 12S mitochondrial rRNA chaperone 1 (gene ERAL1). NCBI's taxonomy places the organism in Eukaryota, Metazoa, Chordata, Mammalia, Carnivora, Mustelidae. The coding region runs from base 7 to 1320 and encodes 437 amino acids. Gene Ontology annotation, molecular function: ribosomal small subunit binding; rRNA binding; GTP binding. Gene Ontology annotation, biological process: ribosomal small subunit assembly. The record is from RefSeq and is a predicted model, not a curated record. Gene Ontology annotation, cellular component: mitochondrial matrix. The transcript is spliced from 10 exons.